Messenger RNA from Acaulospora morrowiae, 999 nucleotides. The record is from the annotation of a GenBank genome assembly. NCBI's taxonomy places the organism in Eukaryota, Fungi, Glomeromycota, Glomeromycetes, Diversisporales, Acaulosporaceae.
AUGCGAGUUUACUGGAGACAAUGGAUCAUAAAAGAGGAAUUCAAAGUUGAGAGCCUUCACGAAUGCUUCAAUAACGUAACUACAGAAAAUGAGAGUGAACCGACACUAGUGUACAAUAACGUUAUCCCCUCUAUACCUCUCACUCAUGGUUGGGAUUGUUUUGACUUUGCAAAGAGCAUACGGUUGAAACCAAAUCAACCGUUAGAACGAACAAUAUAUCAUUCGUAUUGGAGAAUAGAUUUACAACCUAUUGGCGACAAACAACUCGCGACUUUAAAGUCAUUCUUUGCCACACAGAAUGCUAACUAUUCUUCAUUGAUCCUUUGGUCUAACGGCGAUCUUUCAAAUGAUUUAGUUCUCAAACCUUUAUUUGAACGGUAUCCCGAUCGAUUUAAAACCUUAAAGUAUGACGUUGAAGCGGAAAGUAAAGGAACGCCAAUAGAAAAUUCUGGAAAUCUUCAUAUAGAAGAUAGGCACACUUAUUUAGAUGGCGAUUUAAUUAGAUUGCUUGUAUUGUACAAUUAUGGUGGUGUUUGGUUUGAUAUGGAUUCACUCUUUAUACGUGAUCUAUCGCCUCUCCUGGAACACGAAUGGAUUGGUCAAUGGGAUUGUUUCUUACCAGAAGGAUUUCCAUUUAACGGAGCAUUCAUGAGAUUCCGCAAGAAAUCACCUUACGUCUGUGAACUUUUGUCAGAGAUCGCGGUUGGACCAGCUCCCAGAAAAGAUUCAGUAGAUUGGGGCGCGACUCUUUAUUAUAAGAUAUUUAGGCGUCUCAUUCAGAAUGGGAAAGAACCUUUUAAAAUAAUUCCUUGGUGUUUCACAGAUCCUUCGCUAUGUCAUCCUAGUAAUUCGAUGCCUGGUGCAUUUAAAGAAUCUGAAUUCGACAAGGAGAGAUUAUUGCAAGUUUUUGCCUAUCACUGGCAUAAUCAAUGGAAUAAAGAGAAAGGGAGUAUAUUUCGGUUUUUGGAACAAAGGAAUAGUGAUAUAUUGGGAUUCUAG